Messenger RNA from Rodentolepis nana, 1776 nucleotides. Lineage: Eukaryota; Metazoa; Platyhelminthes; Cestoda; Cyclophyllidea; Hymenolepididae. The record is from the annotation of a GenBank genome assembly.
AUGUGCGUAUUUAAUUAUCUCUCUCCCUCUUCUUUACGGGCGCGUUCCAAGAACCUAACCCCAAUGGACCAUAACAAAGUGAAUGAUCUCUUUGUAAAUGAAAUCCGACCUGCCGUCACUCCUUCCCCUCCUCCAAAACGCCCUUUAAGAGCACCACCGCCGCCACCGCCACCACCACCACACAUCCCCUCAUCUCAACCCUCGAGAUUUUCUACUUCCUCUCCUACCAAUCCUACUGCCCCCACUUGGCCCCGUCCCCCAACUAAUUCCCUCUCUGAUUCAUCCUUCAUUCCACCCUCUGCAUCUCACCAGGAGCAAGAAGUUUUAAAUAAACCCGAUCGACCUCUUCGAAGACCUAAAAAACCCUCGUCUGGUGACAUACUCGAGGAAGGAGUGCUACCGAGUGGGGAGAAAAAGUUCGUGGACACCAAAUCUGCAACGGUUUCUGCAAAAGCAGAGGCCACUAAAGAUGAUGUCAUACAGGAAACUGUUUCAGAUGAAGAGCCAAUUUUGGACAAAUCUGAGUCCUCGAGUUCCAUCCUGGUGCUCACGGUUCUCUUCUUCACCAUUCUCUUCAUUUGGUACUUCUCUAUUUGUCCCUUUCUCGCUGGUGCUCUCUUGGGCGGUGGAAGCGUCUAUGUUUUCAUGCGAUUUUGGGCUUUCACUAUGCGUUACCUUAAUACCUAUUCCCCUGACUACCAUUCUGACGAUUGUAUUUUCACUCGUGGUGGUGGUGUCCAUUUUCCCAUCAAAACAUCACCAACUGCCACUUGCUGCAGUUUGCACAAUUCCCUCUUAGCCGAUUGGAGACCAGCCUAUGCGGGACCUCUCAUUCUUCCGCAUUUGCGUGAACUUCAGACACCCCCUGUGCCUCGCUUGGCUGAUGAAGAUCCUAAGACGGCACCUGCUGGAGGUCAUCUUGCAGAGGGUCUGGGAUUCAAACUUGAUAAGGACAAUAAUCCACUCUAUCAGACUUGGAUGAAUGAGACGGUUUCCUACUCCGCUGAGACCUAUCACAUCAAUGACACCCACUCGGUGUUUGUGACCCUGGAGGGUUCUCAACUGCGUAUUCAACGACCACGGAAAAAUGUGCCUCGUCGAGCCAUGUUCAAUGUCUCCGUACCCUCUAGUUCUGGAGUGCAGUUUGUGCAUCAACGAAUUUAUAAUAUGCGCAAAGUCACUGUCUCCCUACUCCCGGAAGGUCUUGUCUCCAGGAGGCUUUGGAGCAAAAAGUACCCAAUAUGUCUUACCAUCCAAAAUGAACAGAAUUCCCGACCAAGUGGAUCUCAGGACACGAUUACCAAGACAUCUUCUACCUCACGUUUGAAGAAGAAGGCCUCAAUAGCUGCUCGAUCCGGUAAAAGAUCCAUUGCAAAGUACCCAUCACCUACCGAUUCUAUUCGUGAAGAAACCAAACCAGCGGGUCUAGACAGUCAAUCUGCCUACUCUGUCUCAACUUCUCGUUUCCUUCGAGUAUCAACAAAUCCCACUUUCGGUUCUUCAGCCAGCGGCCCCGUUUCUAAUGAUAUGCCCUUGUCACAAUUGGAUGAAGUUAUAUCUCAAACUCAGGAUGAUUUUCUGCUGGUGCAGCCAAGUGAUUUGGAUGAUAAGAUCUAUUUGUUCACGCGGACGUGCCGUGAAAAGGAGACAUGGUUUAGGCGACUCUACGGAGCAUCUAUUGGCAAACCGCUGCUCCUCACUACCCAACAGGUAACUAACUGGACUACGGGCUUUACAGCUUUUUAUUAUUUGACAAGGUUUAAGCACCUAAAGUAA